GCUCGAGAAUUUGUUUCGAUUCAGUGCGGCUAGAUCCUCCUCUGCACAAAGAUUGGUGCGGGAUAUAUCAGCGAUAGUCGAUAAACAGUGAAAAAGUGGAAAUAACCGAAAGUGAGCUUUGUAGUGGAGUGCGUGAGUGUUUUUUGGUGAGCGAUCAGAUCCGCCGAUUGCAUUCUGAGAUACCGCAGUGAAUCGAACGUCACCGAUUUCAAGAUCCAGUGCAAAGUAGGGAAACCGGGAGCCCUUGGAUCGGAUUUACCCCUCAACAAAUAAUGUGAAGGCAAAGUCUGACCCUACAGCUCCGAGUUUUGUCAGGAUGAAGGGUAGCAGUUCUCAGUACACGACGUGAACCCGCGAUGCGCUUAACAAUUUUCUAAAAGAAUGAUUCCCACGAUAAGAUAAUUAAAUAAACAAUGCGAACGGAUGAAAAAGGGUAUCCUACGUUAUUGUCGCACGGAAAAUCUACGACGGAAUCUAAGCAGCACAAAAUUACAUCGAUCCAAGUAUAUUACGACUAAUGAAAUUACGAAUCAUCCACGACCCUCGCAAAUAAGAGAAGAAAAGAAAGUAGAAUGGCCUCCCUCGUUUCACUGGUCGUUGCCACCUUCCUUCUAGCCGUGAUAGACCUCGCCCAACCAACCCUCGAAGGGCCGAACGUCUGUACGCGGCAAGAAUCGUACACAACGACUGUCACGAUAUCGGAAAACAAAGGGUUCAAAGUUCGGGAGUACGGAUGGUGCUUCAGCUUCCCAAAAUUUAGGUGCACCAAGUACAGGGUCAACUUUAAACCCGUGUAUAGGACGCAGACGCUGAUUAAAAAACGGCCGGUCGACGAAUGCUGCAACGGAUACACGAGGAGCAACAAGGAUCGAUGCAUAGCGGUAUGUUCCGAAGAUUGUAUUCACGGCACUUGCGUUGCUCCGGACGAGUGCAAAUGCGAGUCAGGCUAUGGCGGACCCUCCUGCAAUAUUACCUGUCCGACCGGUUACUGGGGUCGGCAUUGUCGGGACGAGUGCACGUGCCGUAAUGGCGGUAGCUGCGACCCUUUUAAUGGAAAAUGCAAGUGCACAAGGGGCUGGAAGGGUGAAAACUGCGAUGAGAAAUGUCCGCCUGAUCGUUACGGACUGGAUUGCGGCGAGGAGUGUCGGUGUCAAAACGGUGGCAGCUGCCAUCACAUUUCCGGCGAGUGUCUCUGCGCCGCGGGGUUCACAGGACCUCUAUGCGACUUUCAAUGUCCAGAAGGUAAACACGGCUAUGAAUGCAAAUCGAACUGCAGUUGCCAAAACGGCGGAUCCUGCAGUCCGACAAAUGGCGAAUGUUUCUGCACGCCAGGAUGGACGGGAUCCGUAUGCGCUAAUCGUUGUCCCGAUGGCCAAUGGGGAAACAAUUGUUCGUCUUCCUGCGAUUGCUACAACGGAGCAUCGUGCCAUCAUAUAACUGGCGAAUGUCAAUGCAAAGCAGGAUUUCUUGGGGAGAAGUGUGUGGAGACCUGCCCUAGCGGCAAAUAUGGCCUUAACUGCACGAGCAACUGCAGCUGCAAAAAUGGGGCGACUUGUUCGGUGAUCGAUGGAUCCUGCAACUGCCAAAACGGGUGGAAAGGCGAGCUUUGCGAGGAGCGAGCUUGUCCUGACAGUUCAUGGGGUCCGGAGUGCAAGAACAGUUGCGCAUGCGAAGAAGAACACACCGAGCUCUGUCAUCCCUGGACCGGAAACUGCGUUUGCCGCGCCGGUUGGGACGGCGAAAUCUGCUCUCACACCUGUCCGAUUUAUACAUUUGGCAAGGGAUGCCAGCAGCAGUGCAAAUGCGAAAACAGCGCCCAGUGUUCACCUUUUGACGGGACUUGCACAUGCGCAGCGGGAUUCAAGGGUAAACGCUGCAACGAACCCUGUCCCGAUGGUACGUUUGGCGAAGAUUGCGCCCAGAAGUGCAAUUGCAAUAACGGAGCCAAUUGUUCGCCAGAAAACGGACGAUGCAACUGCACAGCAGGAUGGAAAGGUAUUCUGUGCGAUCGUCCGUGUCCCGACAAGUUUUACGGUAAGGAUUGCAAGGAGAGUUGCAAAUGCUUGAACAACGCUGCCUGCAAUUCGCAAAACGGCACAUGCACAUGUGCGGCUGGUUUCACCGGGGAUCUGUGCGAGGAAAAAUGUCCCAACGGAUACUUUGGUCACGAUUGUAAGCAGAUCUGCGACUGCGACAAGAAUAACAGCUUAGGCUGCGAUCCGGCGACCGGACGAUGCAAGUGCAAACCCGAAUGGAAAGGAAUAAGGUGCGAGACGCAAUGUCCGGCUGGUCAAUUCGGCGACGACUGUCACUCCGAGUGUAACUGCAUGAACAAUAGCUCGUGCGAUCCAGAAACUGGGGCUUGCGUUUGCGCCCGAGGUUGGGAGGGUCCCAAUUGCUCGGAACCUUGCGAGGAGGGCUUUUACGGCGUUGGCUGUAAGGAGAAAUGCCCAGAGAAAUUUAACGGCAACAUGACGUGCGAUCACGUCACUGGACAAUACGUAUGCAGACCUGGCUAUCUUGGACUAACUUGCGAACAUCCUUGCCCUCUGGAUAGAUACGGUCCGAAUUGCGCGAACCAUUGUCACUGCAAGAACGGAGCUGAUUGUCACCAUGUGACUGGUGUCUGCCAAUGUUUGCCGGGCUGGCAAGGCAGUUCUUGUCAAAUUCCCUGCACCGAUGGGAUGUACGGUGUUAAUUGCACCCAGCCUUGCAAGUGUCAGAACGGAGGCGAAUGCAGGAAAAACGAUGGUCAUUGCAGAUGCGCACCUGGAUGGACUGGAACGCAUUGCACAGAAGUAUGUCCGGAGGGAUAUUACGGUGAUCACUGCAUGGAACCGUGCGAAUGUAAGUCCGAUUCCUUCGUAUGUCACCCGAUAAACGGUUGCACGUGCAAAAAAGGCUUCAAAGGUGAAAACUGCGAUGAGUUAAUGCAAGAAAAGAGCGUCCUUCCGAUAGAAGAUUCAGGAUCUGGAAGUGUCGUCGUGGGAAUUGCGAUCGCUCUAAUCUUCAUUGCGAUCAUAUUCACGAUAUGGUUGUACUACAGGCGGCGGGUUGCUAAUUUGAAAACUGAAAUAGCUCAGGUUCAAUACAUCGCCGAACCUGUGACGGCGCCAGAUCGCAAUCACUUCGAUAAUCCGGUAUACUCGUAUCGGGAUUCUAGUAGGUCUGACGACGGAACAGCGACGUUGUUGAACAAUGUGCAAAUAAAAAACGAUCUAGGUACCAAGAAUAUUAACACAGAACGAGCCAAACUCGGUCCCAUGGUUGCUGGCUAUAAUACAACUAGCGAUGACGAUGGCAGUUGCAAAGAUUCCUUCGGGCGUUUUCAGUACAACGGUCUAGACUCGAAGAACAAGGACGCCGAUCUUGGAAACCCUAAUCUGUAUCACAGCAUCGACGAAUUAGACGCAAAGAAAGCGGCCGAGCACGUCUACGACGAAAUAAAGCAAAACAAGGGUGAAAUGGAGUACGAUCACCUCGACUACACGAGGCCGACGAGUUCAUGGAAGCCGCACUAUCAGCGAAUGGCGAACGGAUUCGGAUCCAAAGACGGGAGCGGUCCUAGCAAAUCUCGCGAUCCGGACGUCGAAAGUGGCGAAACAGAUUAGCUCGAGACGAGAAACUAGCCCUUGGAUAAUAUAAUGGGUUGAAAAUGUACGAGUGUGAUAGCAGAAACUCUCCAGUCGAGGGUUUAAUGCAAAUUAUAAAUAUACACGUAUUAUCGAUGUGAAAUUUAAGAGUAAUAGCCUUGUGCCAAAAUUAUAUGAGAUACGGGCUGAAUCGUGAUACUGGCUAUUGUUAUUAUUAUUUUUAUUAUUAUUAUUGUAUUAUCGGUAUUCGAUGAACGAAAUUUGUUAUGAUCCAAGUAUUUGUAGAUCGAAAUAUCAUGAAAUGUGUUACUUUUUUUCAUUUGAAAAUUUGUAUAAAUAUAUUGAUAUACCGACUGAAGCGACGGCUUAAAGUUGCUGGUAAGUAUUUUGGAUGACUUCGUUGCAAUUCGAGUGAUUUUUCCUUCUCAUUCUGUCUCCAAAUGUAAUACCCCAUGAAGAUAUUCAAAGAUAGAUCAUAUGAUGGAAACGUGGAACUUAGAUUAAAAAAAAAAGAAAUUAGGUAAUUGCGUCAGUGGCUUGAAGUUCGUGUUUUCGAGAACAAAAUAAAACAAUUGAACAUAGUUCGGUUCAAGGUCUUCGAGUUUUCGUAAAACGAGAUUCAAAGACGCGGACGUCGUAAAAUUCUUCGUCUGAUUUUGAAAUUACCACUUACCGGAUAAAGAGAAGAGAAUUGAGAUAAAAAUUAAUUGUAACGGUAACGAUUAAGCGAUAAUUUCCGUAUCUUAACGUAAUCUAAGUUUGAUCGUAUAAUCAACGAAACGGUAAAACAUUUUGCGGAAUCCACGGUAUAAUUAUAAUUAUAUCGGCUCCUGUUUAAUGGAACAGAUCCAAUGAAUUAAUCGAAGCCAAAAUAUGUUCUGGAUAUUUACAAAUCAAUUGUUAGCAGUUAAAUACUAAUUAAGGCGAUAAAAGAUUUAUCACAAAUUUUUAUACCUGCUCGGUUGACGGCUUUAAAUUUUGUAUGCUACGAAUUUUUGAAAACUGUGUUCGAGCAUUGAAGCAACGAUGCUACUGCAAAACUGCUGUCAAUAAUUUAUGGACAGAAUUCACGAUUUUUGGUCCAAAAUUUUAUACCUUAGGUCUGCGUAAUGUUCACUUUCGUUCAUCAUUAGAUAUAGCAAUAAGUCGUAUAUUAGUAUCGUGUUAACAACCUUAAAAUAAAAAGCAUCAAUUUAUCAAUAGAUUAAUCCACUUAUAUUGUAAAUACAAAAUUUCUGCUGAACUGCAGAUCGGCGCGGUUUACAAUCGAUCCUUUGAUAUGAAUGAAGUAUGUUUCGAUUAGAGCAAUAAGAGGUGAAUAAUUUAAAUAACAUUUCGCUAUAUUGUUAUUACUGUUGUUGUAUAUAUAAUACAUAUAAUGUAAAUCAUCUACAUACGCUAUAUGUAUACACAAAUUAUAUUUCGUAACGAUAUGUUGGAUAAAUAAUUUACUAUAUUAAUAUUUCCGUUCUCUGAUAAACAAUUAUGUCGGUGAACUCGUCAAGCUUGGCAUACGAUUUAUAUUUUCCAUUCGUUUAUAUACAUACCCGCACAUGUAUUAUUAACUCAUUGCCGCGUUUUUUAUUUGAGAAAAGUAUUUUAAUCCAACAUUUUUCCUUAUCUAUAUAUUUUACAUAAAUAGUUUAUAAAUGUUUGUAUGUAUGCACGUGUGUGAUGUAAAAUUGAUAAAUAUAUUACUAUUAUCUGCACAUCUGUAUACAGUGCGCGAUAAAAGUAUUCGUACAGUGGCUAAAUUUAAAUAAAAUAAGGAAUAAUUUUUUAAAAAUUGAUUUAUUUAUUCAAAGGUGUGCUGUUUUAUUUCAUGCCUGGAUACUAACGUGAAAAAAUAUAUAGAAUCGGACAUUUUAUCUUCCGUUGCGUGGCUAAUAUGAAGACAAGUCACCGGUAUGGUAAGGAAAUGUAUUCGUACACUAUAAGUUUACGAUGCAACAUUGUAAACAAACAAGUUCGAAAUGGAUUAUUCACCGGGAACGAUUAUUUGCAAAUGCAAAAAAUCGUAUCAAAUUUAUAUAAAGAAGCAAAACAAGUCUUAUGCAUACAUUGCAAAGAUUGUUCAGAGAAGUCGAUCAACAGGUUAAAGUGUGAUGAAAAAUUUUUUGAAUAUACAGAAAUAUUGCGAAAUUCACACAGAAGUGGUCGACCACGGAAACUGUCUUCACGUAAUGGAAGAAAGAUUCUGCGAUAAGGAAAAGAAAACCCAACGAUAAGUUCAUCGGAAAUCGCGUGACAGAUCGGAGAAUAUGAUUUUAAAGACGAUUCAGAAAGUCAUUCGGCGAGCAGGUUUGUAAACUACGAUACAGUCCUCUGGAACAAUGUCACAUUCUCGGACGAAUCAAAAUUUCAAUAUCAUAUUUUUGAUUCUGAUGAUAGUUUGAGAGUACGGAGAAAACUCAAAACCGAAUUCGAUUUAAAGCAUAUUGCCUGCUAUCAAAUAUGCAAGUGGAUUCCUUUUCACAACGGACAGUCUAAAAAUCUCCGGAAACACAAUUUAUACGUUAAUAUUGUUCCGCAUAGCGUAUCAAGCAAAAAGGUAUUCCACAAAAUAUAAAUAACAAGUUGUCGACAAGGUUUGCUGAAAUACAAAAAAUACCCUUGUCCGAGUCAUAAUGACUUUCGGUAAUACCUAUGCGUUCCUGAGUCAGAGAUAAGCGACCUUUUGUAAAUAUGUGAUUAUGUCAGAAUAUAAAAGUAAAAUAUAAAACAGCACACGUUUGAAUACAUGAAUUAAUUCAAACAAUUAUUCCCUAUUUUGUUUGAAUUUAUCCACCGCACGAAUACUUUUGUCCCUCACUGUGUGACCUGGAAAACGGAAAUUUAAAUGAUAAUAUACUAUUUUGCAUUUUAAACAUAUGAGUAAAUUAAAUCAUUUUACGUGAUUUGAAAUUAAUAUUCCUAUAUCAUUUUUUAAAUCGUAUCGUAUACUUAUAAUAGUUUUCAACGUUACCGGUAUAUGUUAAAAUAUGCUUGCGCUUAAACAUAUUAAACCUGUGAUCGACGAAUAUUAUUAUCAUUAUAGUAACCGUGUACUUUUCUUUUUAUAUUCAUUCUGUUCAACUACUUCCGUUCUUUUUCUUUUGAUUAAAACUCGGCAAGACGGUCAGUAAAUAGAAUGUCCACAUUAUAUAUACAUGAUCGUACUAUACAUCGUUUAUUUUCGAAUCAAUUAUUUUUAAAUUAAAUUUGCAAAUAAUAAUGAAAUUCAAUUAGUCCCAUCGAUCGAUGCCUAAUCGGACGAAAUAAAUGUAUAUAAUACAUUAUGCUGUCAAAGGUAAAAGGUAAGCACAUAACAAUAUUACAAAUUAGACGCUUUUGAUUACAUUGAUUCAGUUUUAUUCUCAAUUAUUAAAGUAUACAUAUACAUAUAUUACACUAACUUUAUUAUUAUCAUUAUUAUUAUUACGGACGUUUUAAUUAAGCUUAUUAAAAGUAGACAUCCAUAUUUUAUGAUUUGUACAAUGCAUUGUGUAAGAUACUUUCUUGCAUAUUGACACACAUUCAUAUAAAUAAAUUGUAACAUGCGGAGUAAGAGUAAUGUAUAAUUGACAGCGAAAUCUUCAAUCUUAGAAUUUUACAGUAAAAUAUUACAAUACAAUAAUAACUACACUGUCUACAAAAACGGAGAGAUUAAUCGCGUAUAUUCGCAUAAUGUAGAACGAAAGUUAUUGCAGACAUAAUUGCUCAUUUAUCAACCAACUUACUCAAUUUGUUUGACAUAUGGGGCAUUCCACGUCAAAUCAACGGUUCCUGGACCUGACCCCCUGAGAUUUUAAUGUCCAAUGGGUUUUUUUGGUU
Molecule: messenger RNA, 7406 nt
Organism: Neodiprion virginianus
Lineage: Eukaryota; Metazoa; Arthropoda; Insecta; Hymenoptera; Diprionidae
Gene: drpr
Product: protein draper
Exons: 18
Coding region: 573-3611 (1012 amino acids)
Molecular function (GO): protein binding; scavenger receptor activity
Source: RefSeq, a predicted model, not a curated record